GACCGAACAAAGAUUAUAGAUAAUGUUAAGAAACAAAACUACACCGAGCUACGUAUUACGAAACUUCAAGUGGAAGAUUCUGGAAUCUGGAUCUGCAACAUAGCUGCGUUAAACAGGCACGUUCAAAUGCAUCGGUUAGCGGUGUACCAUCUUAACGUGGUAGACGUGCUGCAUAUGCAAACUAUAUACCUUGAUGCUGAUGAACAACCACAUGAUAACGGUCGAUAUGGCAUAGAUUGGAUUACAUGGCAUUGGACAGCGUGGCAGGAAUGUGAUCGCUGUGACGUGGCGGGCGAACGACGUAGAUAUGGGUUCUGUUACACCAGCGAAACCUCGCUCGAUGACGUCAUAGGGCGCCGUCUACCGUGCAGAUCACGCUUACUCCCCGAAGUUAAACGACAACGGUUGAUGCGGUUUCAUGAUUAUGUUGCCAUCGCGUCAUGCACGUCCAGAUGUAAGAAGAAGCCCGACCAUUAUUACGUUGAUGCUAAUACGGGCAAGCUACCUGUAGUCCCACAUCAAGUCACUCGACAAUUGAUCCAACAAACCACUGGUUCAAGCGUUAAUUUAUCAUGUACUGAUGCCAGCCCCAACUCAGCGGUCGGUUGGCAGUUUAUUAAUGGUAGCAUGGGAAAUGUGGUUCACCUUACUAAAUAUGCGGUGAAUAGGAAACAACUGCUGCAUAUUGCAACUAGCAUACGUCAAGAUGACUCGCUCUAUAUUGAGUCAAUAUCGAACACCAAUAAAGGAUAUUACGUUUGUUACGCGGACCAACAACUGGUAGCAAGUUAUCGACUUCAAGUUACAAGUGGUUUGUUCGACCUAAAUAUGUUCCUUGAUUCCCUGAUAUACCUUGUGUUGUUUAUUGUAAUAUUAGUUUUUGUUAUGACAGCAAUAGCAGUAAUAAGGUCAGGGCUGUUCCGUGAUACAAAAUAUUAAAUUGUGAAUAUAAGUAUUAUAUGUAAGGCUAUACAUUGGUGGAGUUUUUAAUCAAGCCAAAAAAAACAUGUGUAUUGCACUGUAAGGUAAGAUGGGGCACUUUUAGCACAUAGACCCCAUAUUUUCUGGUGGCGUACGCAAGGAACACGCAAAAACGAUAAUCAAGUUUGCAAAACGAACUGUGUAGCCUACAAAUAAUGGACUACAGUUAUAAUAGUGAUAAAUAAAAACAAACGAACACAAAUUGUGAUAAAAGAAAGAAACCAUAAAAUGUAAAAAUUGUGUUGGUGUCAAAUUUUAACGUUAACCCCGCGACAUUACAGUCUUAAUUUAAUAACUUCGAACUCUAAAAACCUUCAAAGUGAAGUAAUGUACUACAUCUAUUUUACCCGAAGUAAUGUUUCAAUAUGGUAGGGUGUGGUCCCGUAUUCUACUGAAGUAUCCGACCAAGAAUAGGAUUCUUGGUUAGUUUCCAAUAUUUCUGAUGAACACUUGGCUUAGAAUCACAUCGCUGUCAAUCAAAUCAAGGAAGCCAUCAUCAAAAUAGGAUAUAUAGUCUAUACCCAACUGAGGAUGUCUUAAGAUUUCUCUCCAACAAAGUGCGCAUACUCUAUAGUUCGAAUAACUUCCACCCUAAAGCGCAUUGGAAGCCAUUGCUACCCGAGACGGGUUCCGGUAAAAUGUGGAGUCAAUUGAACCCUAAUGACAGUAUAUUCACACUUUUUUCGGAAGUUAUCAAAAGUUGAGUUUUAAGACGUUUUCUGUUAUAAACUUAUUGGGGCUCCCUGGAGUUGGUACUCUUUACCAGCGAGGAAGUUAUUGCAAUGCAAAAGAAUAUAAAAGGCGUGUAUCUUGCUGAAACUUCACAAGUUGAUAAACAACUAUAGAAGAUGGAUCGAAGACUUCUUACCAUUCUGCUUAUUGGGCUCGUCUGCUUCGCUUAGCUGGGAGAGAGUUACGGCUAUCGUUAUUAUCACGGAAAUAAGUAGGGGAAUUGAAAGCGAUGUAUAUACGUGUGACUUUGCAUGUUUAAUCAAAUGCGUACAAAGCAAUGAAAAGCAUGGAGGGAGGGGGAAACAUUUCGUU
Ciona intestinalis (vase tunicate) is the source of this 2025-nucleotide messenger RNA. NCBI's taxonomy places the organism in Eukaryota, Metazoa, Chordata, Ascidiacea, Phlebobranchia, Cionidae. The record is from RefSeq and is a predicted model, not a curated record.